Molecule: messenger RNA, 1202 nt
Organism: Pseudophryne corroboree (corroboree frog)
Lineage: Eukaryota; Metazoa; Chordata; Amphibia; Anura; Myobatrachidae
Gene: WHR1
Product: serine/threonine kinase 19
Exons: 7
Coding region: 16-975 (319 amino acids)
Biological process (GO): protein phosphorylation; positive regulation of Ras protein signal transduction
Molecular function (GO): protein serine/threonine kinase activity
Source: RefSeq, a predicted model, not a curated record
UUGUAUCUGCCGCCUAUGGGACUUGGUCUUCGAGAAAAUGGCGUCUCGCUCACCUCUGAGUGUGAGAUGCGGAGACAUUUUCCUGUAGCUACUGCACUAGUGUAUAUCUGGCAGCCCGGGUGUAGAAGUGCGGAGAGGAUAGCGGAGGAAAUUAAGCUUUCCCCCUCCCUUCCCCCUCUCCCCUUCCCUUCCAUGGACCGCAAGCGGAAGCUGAUCUGUGACACCUUCAAAGUGAAGAAACAACGAAAAGAGGCCGAGACUGUGAAACCGGAUUUCAGCGCAAUCCCCUCACCUUAUCCAGAUUUUACAGAGGAGCCCCAAGAAGCUGUAUUGUACCUGUGUACUCUCUUCCCACGUAAGCUGUACAAUGACUCUCUUCCGCCUAUUUUUCUGAGGCACCAAAUGUACAGUCUCAUACAAGACCGCACGACUGCAGAUAGACUGUUGAGCACUUUGCAGCAGAAAGGCGAGGUCUGCCUUGUCCAGCCAGGGUUUGAUGCUGACACUUUCCUAGUGGUUAUGAGUGAGGAUUUGCGUCGAACUGUCAUCAAAAGCGUUGACGGGAGUUCUGGAGCCCCUGUUGUCCACAAGUUCCUGGACUCCAGCCUCAUUGCCUCCUCUAAGAUCAGCUACAACAGGGAGGAAAUGAUGGAGAAGCACCGAUUCAGCGAUGGAGAGAUCACGCAGCUGGUUCACGCCGGGCUGCUCACAGUGAGGGAUGCGGGGAGUUGGUGGCUGUCCAUCCCUGGUGCCGGGAGGUUCAUCUCACAUUUUAUAAAAGGGCGGAAGGCCAUUCUCGCUCAGAUCAGCAGAUCUCGAUAUAAAGAAGUCCUGCUCACAGAUCUCUCCACUCGUAAACCUCCCCACUCUGUCCGGUUAGGAAUGGAGUAUCACAUCCAUGACAUCAUAGGGGCGGGGCUUGUGGACUGCAUCCCCACACCCUCUGGAAGUCUCCUCCGCUUAUCAGACACGUAGCGCCAUGCCUCUUCCCAUCCUUGUACUUUGUAAAUCACCUUUUUUCUGUUUCUAUAGCCUUUAAUUCUGAGCCAGAGCAGUGGAACCUAUAUACAGAAUGAACCCUCUUCUCUUCCAGAUGUGGGACAUGUCUGUAUUCAAUUCUGCAAUGAAUUUGUGCCAUUUUUAUUUCUGUGUAGAUAUAAUAAAGUAAUAUAAUAUAAUUUAUUAAAGUAUUUCAUGAUGUA